AUGGCCUAGAGUAUUAUAGUGGGAGCUAUUAAGAUAAAAGAUGGUUUAUUCAUAGGAGAUGAGUAUGCAUCACAAGUAACCUAUUUUUGUUAUAAAGGAUCGAGAAUUCAUUGUUAAUAACAAAGUAACUCAUAUUAUUAAUUGUUCUGGUACAGAAGUACAAAACAAAUGGAAUACAAUGAAUAUCAAAUAUCUUACAUUCAAUUGGUUAGAAUAAGAUAAUGAAGUAAAACAUUCCUAUAAAAAGGUCUUAUUUGAUGAAAAAAAUGAAAAUGUAAAUAAAAUUUAUGCAUUCAUCGAAGAGUGCUUUCAAUAAGGGGAAAGUUGUUUAGUUCAUUCACUCAGAGGCUAAAGUAGAGCCUGUUGUGUAUUGGCAGCCUACUUCAUGAAAAAGUUCAUUAAUAUUAUUUACAUUAUAAGGUAUUCAUGGACCCUCUACAAAACACUUGAAUAUCUAAAUUCUCGAAGACCAGAUCUUGAAAUAAGAGCUUCCUUCUUUUAUUAACUAAAUGCACUAGAAUCUAAAAUGAAUAAGUCAGGACCUAAGAGAACUGCUUCUUGGAAUGAAUUAACUUAGGAUGAAAAGAAUCCACAAUAACUCUAAGAAGAAUUAAUUAUAAGAAAUACAUUCCUUAAUUCACAAAAUGGACCAGUUGAUGAUAUAUAUACCAAUUUACAAUCCAAAUUAGUAAAAGUUUGAAUCACAUUAUAGCAUGUAUUAGGAAAAGUUUAUAAUCAGAAAAUAAAAUGGAAAGAUUAAAUAAACAAAGAAAACAUCUAAUUAGCCACUUUAGUCUAUUGUGGAUCUCCAGAUUUUGUACCUACUUCUGAAAUUAUUCUGAAAGAAGAUUCUGAUUGUCAAUCCAUUUUAAGAGUAAGUUAAUAAUAAUCAUUAGGGAGUAUAAAAAACUUCAUUAAAAUAACCUGCAAAAUAGCAAUAAAUUUAACAUAAUAUCUAAAAAUGUUCUAAUUAACAUAAGUAAACUAUUAAACAACUUUAAUAAGAGGAUUGUGAUUCAUUUAAAUAAAAUGCUUAAAUGAGUAAUAAUUAAUCAUUUUAAAAUUUAUUAAUGCAUUGUGCAUAAAAAUAAAAAUAAAAUUAACAAUUGGAAAAAAAGACUCCACUAAUAUCAUAAGAGUAGAUAAAUAGUCCUUAAUUCCUUAAUUAAACAAGUGGACUAAGAAGUACAUCCUUAUAAUAAAAUGAUGAAAAAAAAAAUUAAAUUGAUGUUACCAACAAUCGUCCAAGUUCUGUCAAAUAAAAGGAUACUUCUCCAUCAAUCUUAACUAACUUUUAAGAAUUUAAAAAUUAAGUUUAAUAAUCAUUACAUUAUUUUAAUUAACAAUCUGAAGCUAUUUUUAAUAAAGAUAAACAUUUAAUGAAUGUUAUUUAAUAAUAAUAGUAAUAGUAAUAAUAAUAAUAAUAAUAAUAAUAAUAAUAAUAAUAAUAAUAAUAAUAAUAAUAAUUAUUAUUAUUAUCUUUAUAGCCAUAAUAACAAUAAUUAUCUUAAUAGUCAUAAUAAUAAUUAUAAUAAUAACCUAUAUAAAAUAAUAUCUAAAAUCUUACUUAAUAAAAUGAUUCAAAAUUGUAAAUACCUUAAGGAAACUAAUCAUUUUUAGCUUCUUAAUAAAAAACUAAAUUAGAUUAAUUAAUUAGCCCAACAUUUAUUUCUACUAUGAGUUCAGCAAAACAUUUUGAAAUUUAAAAAACUUUAACAUAAUCAAUAUCAUAAUUAUAAUCAAGUUACUAAAAAUUUUAAUAAUUAUAAAUGAAAAAUUAAAUGAUGAAAUCUUCCUAAUCCACCUCUCAAAUUUAAUAAUAAAAUAACAAUAAAAAUCAAGCAGAACUAAGUACUACUAAUAUAACAAAUACAUCUAAAAUUUAAGAUAGAAGCAUUUCCCAUAUAAAAAAAGGAGAAGAAUUAGAUAGUAAAAAUAGACCAAAUAGUGCCGAAAUUAAGGAUUAAUAUAAAAGCAAUAGCACUUAAAAGAAAGAGAGUUUAUCUCCAUUUCAAAAAGAUCCGAUUAAGAAAAUGCAAUAAUUUGGACCUCCUUUGCCUUAAUCAAACUCUUAGAUUUAUCUUAGAAAUGUUUAAUGUAGAAGAUAAGCUGCAUCCACAUUAAGGAAUUAAUAAAAGCCAAAUAAUUCCUUUUAAGACAAAUAUUUAAAUCAAAGUGCUAAUUAAGUAUAGAAUAAUAGUAGUUUUAACAACAAUAGUAAUUCAAAUAUAGACACAGAUUCAAAGAUGCAGUAAAAAGCAGCUUAGGGAUUGGUUUCUGAUGUUAAUCAUCUCAAAAAAUUAAUAUCACCAUAAUGUCUGACAAAAAGUUAAGCAUAAUUUUUAAAAAAUCAACCAAUAAAGGUUCUAUAAGAAUUGACAGAAAAAACUUAGAGCAUUAAAUAGAUGUAUUUGUUAUUGAUUUAAGCUUAUUAGUAAAGGAAAAGAGAGUAUUUAAUCUGCAGGUCACACUUUAAUGUAAAAAGCAUAAACUGGAAAUACAAAAACAUUGUCACCAGCAAUUAAAAGUAUUUAUUAUUUAGUAUGAAUUUAAUUAAGAUGAUGAAAAAUAUAAAAAUAGUAAUGUUUGCAAUCCCUAGAACUUGAGACAAAAGAUAAGAAAUUCAUCACCUGGUAAAUAUUUAAUUAAUUUUAGGUUUAAACAAGGACUAAGUGAGUUCAAGUUCCUUUUCGUAUUCAAAUACAAAUACUACUUUACCAGGUAAAAAUAAUUGGAAAAUGCUUUGA
Paramecium pentaurelia is the source of this 2747-nucleotide messenger RNA. NCBI's taxonomy places the organism in Eukaryota, Ciliophora, Oligohymenophorea, Peniculida, Parameciidae. The record is from the annotation of a GenBank genome assembly.